AUGUUAUAAUUAAGUUAGUUGUACUAAUAUCAGGAGAAGUAUCAAUAACCUGGAUAGUUAAGUUAGCAUAAAAGAUUUGAGUCUCAACCACUUCAUUUAAUCUCUCCAGUAAAAAGCCUUCAGUAAGGUUAAUAAGUGCAAGAACUAAAACGAAUUAGAGAGAAACUGGAAUAUUAUAAUGAAGGUAAUCGAAAAAAGCCUUUUGAACAAGUAAUUGAAGAGAUGGAUUUCAAAUACAAAAAUCAACCUAUUCAUUUAGAUCCUACCUAAACUACUUUAAAUGAAAUUGAUAGAUUACAUAAUGAUUAUUUGAAUUCAGGUAUGAGAGAUCCAAUUUAUUUAAACAGCCUUCAAAAAUUAAGACAUGAUUUUCUGAAAUAAUCACAACCAAUAGGAUAUUAUGUACGUGCACCUAUUCAAUAAAGUUAUAAUUCCUCUUAUAAGAAUCAUCCAAUUUAUGAUUACUUACCUGCAAGUUUUAAGAAAGAAUUGAAUUAAUAGAAUUCAUUACCCAUAUUGUAACACAAUAGAUAAAAGACAGAUUUUUCAGGAAGUAUAAAUGAAUAGAUGUUAAGUUAUAUGAGAAAUGAAGAGAAUGAAGCAGUUAGACAAUUAUCUAUGGAUAGAUUAUCUAAUAUUUAAAUGAUUAAAACUUCUAUUGAAAAUGAAGUUGUAAAGGAACGAAUUAAUAAAAUGGCUUAAGAAAUGACAAUGAAAAGAUAAAGAGGAUUUGAAUAAUCUGAAGAUGUUGCUGUUCCUUAUAGUUAGUUAGAAGGACUCUCUAUUAAAUGGGAUAUCAUUUCAAAAUUACCAAUUUAAUACAUUAAAGCCAGAAUAUCUUUUGGAAUAUUUAAAUAAUCAGAAGAAUAUCAUGCUUAUAAAUUAACAAGUGAUUGCUUUACUUAAGCAGAAACUUUUAGAACAAAUAAGUGUAUAUUCAAUUAAAUAGAAUAAAUGAGAGAUAUUUAAGCAGAUGAUAAAACAAUACUUUAUAUUGAAUUAUGGGUAUUUGAAAGUGAUGGUACUUUAUCAAUGUUAGGUUGGAGUAUUUUUAAAUUAUUUGAUAGAAUUGGAUCAUUAUAUAUAGGUAAAUUUAAAUUGCCAUUUUAUUAACAAUAACAUAAACCACGUGAUCUUUUGGAAUAAAAUAAACAAUAUCCUUAUUAUGGAAAUUUAUGUUUAUACUUUAGAAUAAUGUAGUAACCUUAACAUAUAGAUGAAAUAAUUUUUGUUGAAAGUGAUUAUCAUAUUCCAUAUUAUCAUAUUCAUAGAGAAUCUAAAAUUAUAAGAUCAGAAGUGAAUGAUAAGGCUAAAUUACCAAAAGAUUUAGCUCAAGUAUUUGCUUAUGAUAAACCUUUAAGAGAGAGAGAACCUUAAUUAUUUGGAGAUCCACCAUUAUCACCUAAUAAAAAGAAAAGUACAAUUAAACCUAAUUUUUAAAUAACAGAUGAGGAAUAUUUUGGUGAUGAAAAGUAAAAGGAAUCACCAACUACAAGUAUUUAAUAAAAACAUUAAGUGAAAAGUCGAUUCAGUAGGAAAAUAGAUAAUAUGGAACAUUUACCAACUUAAGAGAAAAAUAGUUAAUAAUCUAGUGAUGCUAUAAUUAGACUGGGAUCUCUAAAACCUUAAGAUAAUUUAUCAUAAAGGGGAUCCAAUAAAAACAUUAGAAUUUAAUUAAUUCAAGAAGAUUAAGUUGAAAGUAAAAGAAAUAUAGAAGUAAAAGAGUAAACAAGAAGAGUUAAUGGAGAUAAUACAAUUAGAGGAGGUGAUAAAACUGUAAGAGGAGAUAGAACUAAUAGAGCAGGAGGUUAAACAAAUAGACAUCUUAUAUAAUUAUAAUAAUAAGAGGGUGUUUCUAAUCAAAUGACAAAUGUUAAGAACUUUAAUAAAUUGAAGCGUAAAUUAAAAGCAAUUUAAGGAUUUUAAGGAGGAGAUUAAACAAUACGAUCUUCAAAAAAUAUUGAAAUUCCAUAAGAAGUAGAUUUAGGUAGUACAAAAAAUAAGGUUGUUAUAAGUGGGGCAGGCAUUGUAGUAAUUGAUAUUUUAAAAUUGAAUAAUUUAGAUACAAAAAAAUAUAAUGAACUAAAAUUGAAAAUUGGAUUCUUCAUUAAUGACAUAAUAUUGAAAGAUGAAAAUGAAACAGAUUGUGUGAUGACAUAAAAUUUAAUACCCAAUGAGAUUACUGAUAAAUCUUUAAGAUACAAUUUACAUGCUGAAUUCUCCUUAGAUUAUGCUAAUAUAUUAUCCAUAUUAGAAUAGGAAGGAUUUAGUACUAAAGAUGCCUAUGUUUAUAUUGCUGUAUAUUAGAACAAUGCUUUAUUGGGAUGGUAUGUGGCCUAAUUGUUGAAAGAUACAGAAGAUUCACAAAAAUUAUAAAUUGAAUCAGGAUUGUUUUAAGUAAAUUUAAUCAAACCACCUGGUUAAUAAGCACCAUUUGAUUAUAAAGAUAUGAUUAAGAGCAAUAUUUAAUUAGAUUUUGUAUUGAUGAGCAAAAAUGAAUAACUUAAGAAUUUACCAACUAUUAAUAAAUAUGAGAUUUAGGAAGAGGCUAAAGUUAAAACCGUAGAGAAUCCAGAGUGGAAUACAUAAAUUAUGAUUUAAUUGCUAUAAGCAUAUAAUUUUGUUUCUAAAGAGGAAUUAUAGAUCAGUAUUUCUAUUUAAUUUGAAUAAAAGAUUAUUGAUGAUGUUCUUUAAAGAUAAUGUUAGGUUAAGGAUGAUUUGGACAUAUUUUCAAGUGAUUCAAAAAAUAUUUAUAAUUCUCAUUAUUAUACAACAUUUAGAGUUGGAAAGAAAUAUUUAUAAGAUACAUAUUCUAAAUAUAAUUUAUUGAAUUAUGUUAUAAUAAUACAUUAGAAUAAUUAAUUUUUGGGAAUGGCUUAAUUGAAUGUUUUUAAGAAGUUUUUGAUUUAGAGUGGUGAAUUUCGUUUAAAUUUAUAUACUAUAAACAAUAAGAAGUUAAAUUUUGAGAUAAAAUUAUUAAUAAAAGAGGUAGCAUUACAGCUAGAUAUUUAUGAGAGGACUCCAAGUUAUCGAAUGAGUAAAUCUAAGGGUGGAUAUACUUAAUAAGAGGAGGAUGAAGAAAUAAGAGAGAAAGAUUAGAAAUAGUAAUAAAAUAUAUCUAGAUUUCUACCAAUAACAAUAUAGAUUUAGGAGGUGGAAUUAAAGAAUAGAAAAGUAGUUUUGAAGAUUUUGAAGAAUAAUGAGAUAGUGAAAUAGUAGAAUGAUGAUGAUUGUAUAUAGGAAAUGAUAGUUCCGAAUUCAGCUGUUUUUUAUAUUGAUAUGGAAGAUAUGUUGAAAUGCAAGGAAGGAUAUUUUGUGAUGAUAGAAGUAUAUGAUGAUGUUUUGAUAGGUUGGUUUGGAAUGAAUAUGGUAUUUAAUAAAAAGUUAUAUACAACAAAAUUAUAUACUGAAUUGUAUCGAAGUCCGAGAUUGUCAACACCUUUAGAUCAUAAGUUGAUAAAGAAAUUAAAAGAGAAGAUAGAAUUAUAGAUACAUUAAGGAGAUGUACGAACAGAUAUAAGGAAAUUGAAUUAGAAAUAAAAGACUGGAUUAGAUAUUCAUAUUCAUUCUAUAUCUAAUUUACCUAGUAAUGGAGAUAAUUAAAUAGUGAUUUAAUUGAUAAAUGAUGGUAGAGUGAUAUAGGAUAAAUUAUUAAAACUGUGUUAAAUAAAAUAGAAUAUGAAUAUCGUGAAUGGUUAUAUAAGAGAUUUAAGUUUUAAUUAUAAUUUAAAUAAGGGAGAUGUCCCAAAGAAUAGUUAAUUGGGAAUAUAUAUAAGUUAAUAAGAUUAAGAGUUAAGAUGGUGUAUAAUAUCAUUAUAUAGUUUGGGCAAGUUAAAAGUAGGUAAAGUAGAGAAGAAGAUGUUUAUGGGACCAUUUAAUAAGACAAAUAAAGUAUCAAAUACAGAUAUUUGUUUAGAGAUAGAAUGAGGAAGUAGAG
Paramecium sonneborni is the source of this 3937-nucleotide messenger RNA. The record is from the annotation of a GenBank genome assembly. NCBI's taxonomy places the organism in Eukaryota, Ciliophora, Oligohymenophorea, Peniculida, Parameciidae.